AUGACUCGGCGCCUCAUCGAACGACCAGCGCAAAUCUACUCCUCUUCUCUGGGCGGCUCCUUCAGACCAACUUACACCGACACCGAAUCGCCCAUCAGUCCCUCGAAAAAGACAUCCCUCACCAUCAUCACAACCUCCCUCCUCAUCCCCGGCGACGGCGAACCCAUCAAAGAUGCCGCCCUCGUCAUAUCCUCAAAGCUCAUCGCCUGGGUCGGCCCACAGUCGUCCAUCCCCCAGGAGUACACAGACUCCCAUCACAAGUCCCACUCCAUCCCUUACCUGAUGCCCGGUCUCUGGGACUGUCAUGCUCACUUUGGCGGAGAAUCUCUCGAUGCAGGAUCAAACGGCGACCCGUACCAGGUCUUCAUCACCGAGCACCCCGCCGCGUCCGGCGCCCGACUCACACGCAUGUGCUGGCUGGCUCUGCAGAGAGGAUACACAUCCCUCCGCGACGUGGCGGGCAUGGGCUGCGAAAUCUCCCGCGCCAUCGAGGACGGCAUGAUCGUGGGGCCCAAUGUCUACAGCUCCGGCGCGGGUAUCAGCCAGCUGGCUGGCCACGGCGACGUCUUCUCCCUUCCGGCCGGAGACGUGUUGCUCAACCUCGGCGUGUCGCAAGUCACUGCGGGCCAUUUCGGCACUGCGACGAGCAUGAUUGCGGACGGUGUCGAUGAGUGCCGCCGCGCAGUACGUUUGCAGAUUCGGCGAGGGGCAAAGUGCAUCAAGGUCAUGGCUUCUGGCGGCGUCAUGUCCCGCGAUGAUAACCCGCUCUACGCGCAGUUCAGCGCUUCGGAACUCGAGACCAUCGUGGAGGAGGCAAACAGGCAGAAUCGCGUGGUCGCGGCGCAUGUCCAUGGCAAGCCUGGCAUUAUGGCCGCCAUCAAGGCCGGCGUUACAACGUUGGAGCACGUCUCCUUUGCGGACCGCGAGUGUAUCGACUUGAUGAAGGAGAAGGGCAUUAUCUACAUUGCCACGCGUCUAGUCAUGGACUUGCUCCUCGGCACCGGGGGGAAGGGGAUACCUCCCACGGCGUGGGAAAAGGUUAAGUUGUGUGCCACAAGCCACAUGGUGGCGUACAAGAUGGCGAUAGAAGCCGGUAUCCCGAUUGCCCUGGGUACAGAUACCGGGCCCGGGUUCAAUAUGGCGAUGGAACUGGAGGCGGCCGUGAAAGCUGGGAUGAGCAACUUGGAGGCUAUCAAGGCAGCGACAGCCAACGGGCCGCUCAGCGUGGGUGGGCAGGCGCCCAAGACGGGGCAGCUGAAGGCUGGCUACGAGGCAGAUGUCCUUGGUCUGUUAGAGAAUCCGGUAGAAGAUGUCAGGGUGCUGCAAAAGAUUGAGAAUGUCGCAUGGGUCUGGAAGGGAGGUUCUCUCUUCAAGGGGCCUGGUGUUGGGCCAUGGGGCGAAGAUCCUAGUCCCUUUGACGAGUGGUCUGCGGCCACAUACAUCCGUUCGUAA
This is a messenger RNA of Colletotrichum orchidophilum, 1452 nucleotides long. Its product is annotated as amidohydrolase. The transcript has a single exon. Gene Ontology annotation, molecular function: hydrolase activity, acting on carbon-nitrogen (but not peptide) bonds. Lineage: Eukaryota; Fungi; Ascomycota; Sordariomycetes; Glomerellales; Glomerellaceae. The record is from RefSeq and is a predicted model, not a curated record. Bases 1 to 1452 code for a protein of 483 amino acids.